UAAAUAGGGCCUACCAUGUGUUCGAUUAAUUGCUACAGUGAUUUAGGCCUGUUUGUUGAGUAACCAAAAUUGAGGCAAAAUUUUCACGUGUAAAUCUGAAUUGUUCCAUGGAAUUGCUUGGUCGCUUGUUAUUGUAGUGGGAUGAACUAUAAUUCCCACUUAUUUGGGAGGGUGAAACAUUGUCUUAGUUGUUAGCACUCAAAGAAUAGUGCCCACCAUGUGUUUGAGAAAAUGCCACAAUGACAUUUAGGCUUAUUUGGUGAAGUCUAAGUAAUCAAAGGUUGUCGGUUGUCGUGUGGGGUGAUUUUGCCAUAAAUGUGUCUAGCAGUAGGUCACACAACGUAUUGGGGCAGGGUGGAUGAAAUGGAGGCUCGCUUCCGGAGUGCUAUGUGAUAGGAAGGUGCCACCACAACUUAAGGGCAAGUUCUACAAAGUGGUGGUUAGACCGACUAUGUUGUAUGGGGCGGAGUGUUGGCCAAUUAAGAUCUCUCACGUUCAAAAGAUGAAAGUUGCCGAGAUGAGAAUGUUGAGAUGGAUGUGUGGGCACACCAGGAGUGAUAGGAUUAGGAAUGAGGCUAUCUAGGACAAGGUGGGAGUGGCCUCAGUGGAAGACAAGAUGCGGGAAGCGAGACUGAGAUGGUUUGGACAUGUGAAGAGGAGAGGCACAGAUGCCCCAGUGCGGAGGUGUGAGAGGUUGGCCAUGGAUGGUUUCAGAAGAGGUAGGGGUAGGCCGAAGAAGUAUUGGGGAGAGGUGAUUAGACAAGACAUGGCGCAGUUACAGCUUACCGAGAACAUGACCUUAGAUAGGAGGGUAUGGAGGACUCAAAUUAGGGUAGAAGACUAGUAGAUAGUAUCGUUUACCCUUUCAUAUUAGUAGUCACAUUAUCGCGAUAUAAGUUCUUAUGCUUUGAUUUCUGCUAAUAUCUGUUAUUCUGUACUUUGAUUAUCUUAUUUUAUUUGUGAUAGCCACUGCCCCUUUGCAAACUGCUUCUUCAUGGCUUAGUCGCUUUCGUUAUUUUCAUUUCCAUAUCGCUCUGAAUUUUCUUGGCCUUAUCUGACCUCUUUUAUGCUUUCUAUUGAGCCGAGGGUCUUUCGGAAACAGCCGUCCUACUACCCUCCCCAGACCCCACGGUGUGGGAUUUCACUGGGUUGUUGUUGGUGUUGUUGUUGUGUCUAGCAGUGGUCGAGAAUGACUGAAUUUUGAUACUAAUUGGCAUCGUGAUCUAUUUUAUUUUUCUGGUGAUCUAGUUUCACGAUUUCAAGUUUUUAACCCACCAUCAUCGUCUGUUUUCAGCUUUGCUCGGAGAUCAGGUCUUCUGACGAGAGAGGUCGCAUGAGAUGAGCUUUUCCGCAAAGUCCAUCGAUGAUUCCUUGAUGGCAAGAGACUAUAAGGAAGAGACAUUUGAAUUUAUGAAGCUUGCUUUAGAACAGGCAAAAGAUGCAUUGGACAAUCUUGAAGUUCCAAUUGGUUGCGUAAUUGUUGAGGAUGGGGAAGUCAUUGCCUCGGGAAGAAAUCGAACUAAUGAAACCAGAAAUGCUACAAGACAUGCAGAGAUGGAAGCAAUUGAUUUUCUAGUUGAACAGUGGCAGAAAAAUGGACUUUCACCUCUUGAAGUUUCUGAAAGAUUCUCAAAGUGCACUCUGUACGUUACCUGUGAGCCAUGUAUAAUGUGUGCAGCAGCCCUGUCAUAUCUUGGAAUAAAGGAGGCAUAUUAUGGAUGUGGAAAUGAUAAAUUUGGAGGUUGUGGAUCUAUACUAUCACUGCAUACCAGCUGCUCUGAGCUUCCUGCUAGUGAAUUUGCCUCAUCAAGAAGGGGUUUCAAAUGCACUGGUGGAAUAAUGGCUUCUGAAGCAGUCUCUCUUCUUCGGAGCUUCUACGAGCAAGGAAAUCCAAAUGCACCAAAGCCUCACAGACCUCUAAAGCAGCAAGUAUAGAAGUACAAGUGUCAGUAUUCCUUCAACUUCUGGCAUGUGAGGUACAAUUUGUAGGUUAUUAUCCAAUUUUGGUAGGGUUUUAGAAAGCUAAAUUUUUUAUUCCUUGGAAGUGUAUUUCUUUGAAUUGCUGUUAUCUUAAUUAAGAAGAAUGGAGCCGUUUAGGAUUCUUCCAUUGCUGUAGACACUUCAAGGUAAGUUAACUGAAUUAGGGUCUGUUCCAGGAAAUAUCAUGUAGUGACAUCAUUGCCCUUUCCUCCUUCCAGUUCCAGGUUUAUUGAUUAUAUAUAAGUUGCAUUGAAUUAA
This is a messenger RNA of Lycium barbarum (goji berry), 2238 nucleotides long. Its product is annotated as tRNA-specific adenosine deaminase TAD2. Gene Ontology annotation, biological process: tRNA wobble adenosine to inosine editing. Gene Ontology annotation, molecular function: tRNA-specific adenosine-34 deaminase activity; zinc ion binding. The transcript is spliced from 10 exons. The record is from RefSeq and is a predicted model, not a curated record. The coding region runs from base 1339 to 1935 and encodes 198 amino acids. Lineage: Eukaryota; Viridiplantae; Streptophyta; Magnoliopsida; Solanales; Solanaceae.